Schizosaccharomyces japonicus yFS275 is the source of this 1316-nucleotide messenger RNA. RefSeq names its product fungal protein. The coding region runs from base 269 to 1129 and encodes 286 amino acids. Gene Ontology annotation, biological process: lncRNA processing; nuclear mRNA surveillance of spliceosomal pre-mRNA splicing. The transcript has a single exon. The record is from RefSeq and is a predicted model, not a curated record. Lineage: Eukaryota; Fungi; Ascomycota; Schizosaccharomycetes; Schizosaccharomycetales; Schizosaccharomycetaceae.
CAAAAAUUCUUAUUCCUUGGUGGUGAUCAUUGACGAAAACCACAGUUGCACAACAAGAUACAAACAGCAACGAGAAAAAACCCGAUCAAGUUCGAUGUAAUGAAAACCCCUUAAGGUCCCAUUGAUUAAUUCCUGGGAGUGAUUUGAGCGUGGGAUGUUUGUUAUAUGACGCAGCCUUCACCUAACGCUUGCGGUGCAACAUUGACCACCCCACAUAUAUGGACGGAACGCCAUCGUGAAUACCCUUCAAUUAUACAAACCAGUCCAUAUGGAAAAAGACACAAGAGACCGAAUUCGUGUCCCACCUUCAAGUUUUCUCGGCUUCAACACCGAAUUUGCAAAAGAAAAGGCAAAGUUCUUGGAGGCGAGGAAACUGAAAGAACAUAACAGCGCGGCGGGAAAUCCAAACAGAAGCCUUAAAAGAAUCCCAUUGAAAAAAGACAUUCCUGUAAGCCAUCAAACCCAAUCCAAAAAGCUCAAGCUGAAGCAUGCUCCAGACGUAACGGAAGAGGAGCUGCGGAAGAGCAAAGAAGCACUGGAACACAAAGCAAAGCUGUACGACGACCUUGUUCGUCACGGCGGACCAAAUGUCCAUGAGGAGGAGCAGGGUGACACAGAAAUGGGUGACUACUUAGUCGACUUCACGAAAAAAUGGGCAGAAAGCAACGAGGGUGAGAACGAACAAAUGGAAAUCGUCGACGAGUUUGGCCGGACACGCAAGGUCUCUAUCUUCGAAGCUGGUUCCACUCUGCUGGACCAAAGCGAAAAGUACAAGCCAGAACAUGUCAUUUAUGGCGAUUACAUGCCCGAAUUCCAUAUUCCCGAAGAAACGAUGCGAGAGAUUUGGUCGCACAAAGAAAAACUCGCCGAGCAUUAUGAUGCGAGUAAGGAAGUUCGUUCAAAAGGCGUUGGAUUCUACCAAUUCUCCCUCGAUGAAAUGGAGCGCCAGAAACAAUUCGAGUCGCUCGCUGAGCUGCGUCAACAAACGAUCCAGGUGCAAGAGAUGCCGAGAACAGACACGUUUUACUAUUACAUGAGGCAUUUGGAAGAACGAAAAGAGCGACUGCGGCAGGAAUACAAUCGACGUAUUGGAGAGAAUUGGUUGGACACGACAGCAAUCCUGCCGUAAGCCAGAUAAAAAAAGAGACGAAUCAAUUAUAACGAGGCAUCAAAAUUAGUUUGUAUGCAGCUUUUUCUGUUUAGUAAACCAAAACGGAAACACGUGCUGUAGCAAACGAUAAAAACAGACAGUCAAAUCGAUACCAAUGGCGGUGAUUGUUGGAAGUAGCAUAAAUAAGGCGUUUGACACAGCAAAC